GCUGCCGACGGCGGCUCUUGUCGAGCCGGGGGGCGUCGGGAGGGAAGUGGUUCCAGGGAAUCUGACUCACAUCAGCUCCUUCUCCGCCGUCCUUGUCGCGUCUCGCAUCGUCCAAACUUGCGGGAGCACGCUGCGAUUAUAGAAACAACCUAGAGAUCCUGCGCUUUUGUUCGCAACUUCUUUCCCCCAAAGCAGGUUCCCCUCACUGAAUAGAGGACCUCAAAUCGUGGGACCUAUGCACUAUGCACUGUCUGUUUUUCUUUUUAACGGUUAAAUGGUGUUGCACGUGGCUUUUGCGGUAUCCUAGUAUACUUUUCUUCACAUUAUCAGCCUGCAACAUCCUGCAUCUGCUAUCGCCCUGGCAACCAGACCUCCUCUCCAUCAUUCUCCAGCGCUUCACCCCUCACCGUCAGCCUCAGCAAAAAACUCGAUUUUAACGCCCGUCCUUCACGAGGAGGAAGAUUUUUUUUUUCUUAACCCUUGAAAUCUCUUUUUUCUAUUUUUAUUUAUUUUUAUUAAAAAAAAAAAUAGUAAGGUUCAUGUGUCGGGGAAGUCUUUUCUGUCAGCCCCAAAAUGCCUGUGAGACGCGGUCAUGUUGCGCUCCAGAACACCUACCUGGACACUAUCAUCAGGAAAUUCGACGAGCAAAAUCGCAAGUUUUUGAUCGCCAACGCCCAGAUGAAGAACUGUGGCAUCAUCUACUGCAACGAAGGCUUCUGCCAGAUGUUUGGUUUCACCAGGGCGGAGAUCAUGCAGCAGCCCUGUACUUGCCAGUUCUUGGUGGGGCCCGGCACUAUGAACAGCGCCCUUACCCAGCUGGCACAGGCCCUGCUUGGCUCUGAGGAGCGGAAGGUGGAGAUUCUGUACUACGCUAAGGAAGGGACCUGCAGACCCUGCCUGGUGGACAUUGUCCCUGUAAAAAACGAGGAAGGUCAAGUCAUCAUGUUCAUCCUCGACUUCCAGGAGUUAAUUGACCCUUCGCUAAAAAAAUCCGGCCUCAAGCAGAGAGUAACCCAAGGAUGGAUUUACUGUCAGAAUCGCAGGCUGAAGAUGAGGCUGCCAGUGCUGCGGUCCAUGCGACAGCCUUCAGUUUCCAAAGAGCAGUUUGAAGGGGUUGUAGUGGACUACCUGCAGCCGAACAGCGAGGAGGUCCCGCUUAAAGAGUUUCGAAUCCCGUCCAAGGAGAGCUGCAUGCAGUCUGAGACAGAGGCUCUGAUAGAACAGGACCUGGAUCCUCCCUCUCCUGCAGCCCAGUCGUCCAUCAAGCGGCGCUCCCUACUGACAGACCGGCUGGAACCCGGUAUCGCCGUUCCCCGGGCUACUUUACCGCGGAGCUGUUCGCGGGACAGCGUCCACAGCCUUCGACGUGCCUCAUCACUGGACGAUAUUGAUGGCAUGAGGGCAGAAUGGAGCAGUCGAGCUGGAGACCCCCGAAAUAACAGCAAUUUGAAGCCCAGCGCUCUGAACUCCACAUCGGACUCGGAUUUGAUGAGACAUAGGACCAUCGGCCGCAUCCCUCAGGUUACCCUCACUUUCGGCUCAGAUCGGAUGAGACCUCCUUCGCCCACAGAGAUUGAAAUCAUCGCACCCAGCAAGAUAAAAGACCGCACCCAGAACGUCACCGAGAAGGUCACUCAGGUCACACAGGUGUUGUCCCUUGGCGCUGACGUGCUGCCAGAGUACAAGCUCCAGGCCCCACGCAUUCACAAAUGGACCAUCCUUCACUACAGCCCCUUCAAAGCAGUAUGGGAUUGGGUCAUCCUGCUGCUGGUCAUCUACACCGCCAUCUUCACGCCAUACUCGGCCGCCUUCCUUCUCAACGAGAUGGAGGAACAGCGGAGGAGAACGUGCGGCUACACCUGCAACCCGCUCAACGUGGUGGACCUGGUGGUGGACGUCAUGUUCAUCGUGGACAUCCUCAUCAACUUCAGGACCACUUACGUCAACGAGAACGACGAGGUGGUCAGCCACCCGGGGCGCAUUGCGCAGCACUACUUCAAGGGCUGGUUCCUCAUCGACAUCGUGGCUGCCAUCCCCUUCGAUCUGCUCAUAUUCCGCUCUGGGUCAGAGGAGCCUCAGACAACUACUCUGAUUGGAUUACUGAAGACAGCCAGACUGCUGCGGUUGGUGCGAGUGGCCAGGAAGUUGGACCGUUAUUCAGAAUACGGAGCUGCCGUCCUCUUCCUUCUCAUGUGCACCUUUGCCCUGAUCGCUCAUUGGCUGGCCUGCAUCUGGUACGCCAUCGGCAAUGUGGAGCGCACCGGCUCUGCACACAUCGGAGGCAUGAAGAUUGGCUGGCUGGACAACCUGGCCGACCAGAUUGGUAAACACUACAAUGACAGUGACGCAACCUCCGGCCCGUCCAUCAAGGACAAGUAUGUUACAGCUCUGUACUUCACCUUCAGCAGCCUGACCAGUGUGGGCUUUGGGAACGUCUCACCCAACACCAACCCAGAGAAGAUCUUCUCCAUCUGCGUCAUGCUCAUUGGCUCUCUGAUGUAUGCCAGCAUCUUCGGUAACGUGUCAGCCAUUAUUCAGAGACUGUACUCGGGCACGGCCCGCUACCACACCCAGAUGCUGCGGGUCAAAGAAUUCAUACGUUUCCACCAGAUCCCAGGAGGCCUGAGACAGAGGCUGGAGGAGUACUUCCAACAUGCCUGGUCCUACACCAACGGCAUCGACAUGAACGCUGUCCUAAAGGGUUUCCCCGAGUGUCUGCAGGCUGACAUCUGCCUCCAUUUGAACCGCAGCUUGCUGCAUAACUGCAAAGCCUUUCGAGGUGCCAACAAAGGCUGCCUACGGGCUUUGGCCAUACGAUUCAGGACCACCCAUGCUCCGCCGGGCGACACUUUGGUCCACAGUGGGGACAUUCUCACCGCCCUCUACUUCAUUUCCAGAGGCUCUAUAGAGAUCCUCAGGGACGACGUGGUGGUGGCCAUACUGGGAAAGAAUGACAUCUUUGGCGAACCCAUCAGUCUGUAUGGAAGACCGGGGAAGUCCAGCUCUGACGUCAGGGCCUUGACCUACUGCGACCUUCACAAGAUCCUGAGAGACGACCUUCUGGAAGUGUUGGACAUGUAUCCCGACUUUUCUGACAUGUUCUGGGGCAACUUGGAGAUCACUUUCAACCUGAGAGAUGUAGAUAGAAUAAACCAGCCAACCCCGAGCAGGGACUCUGAAUGCGGCUAUCGCCGGACAACGCAUCGGAGAAGCUCCCUGCGGCGUCGAAACCGGCCAGAUGGGAUGGACCGUGAGGACUCUUACCCUGAUCAGUCCUGUCCAAUGGCAAACCACCACCGGGGCACAACGGCAGGAUCCCACUGGGAAGACCUCUGCAGCAGCGCCAGUAUCUGUUCACAGUCUAGUGAUGAGGAGAUGAAGCCCAUGGGACUCAGCAAAGGGGAGCUAUAUCCCCCCGGAGGUGACACCAGAGACUACCCCCCAGCGGUAGCCAACAUCCUGCCUCACAGUGGACCCUCAGCUGGAAUGGGAGCGCCCGUAGACCUCGGAGGACAACCAUUUUCGACAGCAGCACCUAUCAGCAUGUCAGGCCUGUAUGGCUACUGGCCAGGCCGCAGAGCCAGCCAGUUCUCAGAGGGCCAGAGGCGGCCGUCAUCGGUCAGGGCCAGUUUCCACCCACCGCCAUGCGCUGAGGACCGGCCGAGCGAGCUAGAGUCCAGACUGGAGCUGUUGCAAUCCCAGUUAAACCGGCUGGAGACCCGUAUGACAGCGGAUAUCAACGUGAUCCUGCAGCUCCUCCAGAGGCAGAUGGCCCCCGUGCCUCCGGCCUACAGCGCUGUGUCCCCCAGCCCUCAUCCUCCUCACCCCACCACCUUGUACAGCACAGGGGCACCCACGAUUCACACUGUCCCCUCAGUCCAGCCAGUACAGAUCGACAGCACUGCCUCACUGCUACAGAGUCCAGACUCUGGCUUCAAGCACAAAUCCAAGGACUCCCUGUCCAGCGGGAUCCAUCUCACUGUGGCCUCAGAUGACACCCUGUCAAUGUCGCCGGAGGCGGAACCACCACAGCUGCCCUCUGUGAACCUCACCCCUCCGCAAUUGCCAGGGGUCCAAGAGCCUCCUGGACCGUCAUGUGGCAGCCAGCGCUUCCCCUCCCUCCCUGAGCACCUGGAGACCUCCACAGAGAUACAGGAGAUCCAGAGGCACGUCUCCGACCCUGUCCUGCCAGGCAGCUAGAAUACCACUCGCCACCACCCAAAAGCCUGGUCCUUUGGACGGGACGGCCAUAUGUUUCCCAAAUUGUUACUUCCUUCUCCCUCCCUUAAAAUCUCCUCUGUCCUGUUCAGAUGCUGCUGAAGAGCGUGGGAAGUGUUACCUUCCACGUCACUGAGGGCUCAGAGUGCCUACUGUUUCUUACAGACUCAACGGUGCCCUCACAGGCUGCUGUGGUUUCGCGCUCCAGCAGCCCUUCACUACCGAGCUCCUGUGCAAUGAAGAGAUCAUUCCUGCCCAGUUGGGGGGGGAAAUUGUGAAACAUGAGUUGAGAGCAAGCACACAAACAUAUACACGCGUCAAGCAGUCGACUGCAUCCUUGACUGAGGUUUACUUGAAGAGAGGUAAAAAAUGUCAAGGACUACUAAUAUGUUUCACGUGUGAAGAAUUAUCUGCAUUCACUUCGAAAAAGAAUUGCACAUUUAGAGUAUAGAAAAACUUUAAUCAUUUAUUUGGGACUGAAAUUAUUUUCAUAACAUUAGAGAUGUAUCGGCUACAUUAAGAGCCAUACAUCAAGUAAAUGUCAUAACUAGGAGUGUAAAAAGUUAUAGAUUCCCUGUUGUUUUGCUGUAUGUUGAAAAAAAUAUCAAAAGGCAUACCAUAACUGUCUGGCACACUGUGAAGGAUGGUGGGUCAAGGUUCAAGGUAGUGUUGGGAACAAGAUGGCAAGUGAAGCGUAAUUUUUCAUCUCGUAUUUCACGUUCUGACAUUUUGACACGAAUCAGAAGUGCUUGUUAUGUGUGACAUUUGAUCAUGAGAAGGUAUUACAACGUACACGGUCACGCAGAGCAGAAAGACUUCAAAGUUUCUAUGUACAUUUACAUGUAGCUCUUAGAGUUUUGUGUUGAUCAUGACUGCCACGCCUGGUGUCCCCCGUCUCUUUUUCUUUUUCUGUAUAUCUGCGCUGCUCAACUCAAAUGUGACAGCUAUUUUUGUGGCAUGGUCACACGGUUUUUUCUGAAAGUGCCAACAUUAUAGUGGUUGUUCUCCUGGUCAUCUUGAUUCACAUGGGACAGACCGUGGUACUUAAAGCGGGUCAAAGUAGCGGACGGUAACUGUCAGUCACACACAGAUGCAGAGACGUCAUCUCAAGGCAUCCUUUGGUUAAGACGAUUUCACAGUUCCAAAGAUGAGGUGAAUGUAAUGUCUUUUUGAGUAGUUAGAAUUCUAUAUAAUGUAUCUUGAAGCACAAAUUCCUGUUAUUUAUCUUUUUUAGAUUAAAGACACUGCAGACUUACAUUAGGACUCCAAAUUGGGUUUAUUUGACCAAAUGUUGACCUGGUUUGAGGUACUUACUCAACGUAACGAUGAUAUGCUAGCUGCGCCAACAAAUGUAAAAUCAUAUAGUGCAGAAGAAACCUAAUUCAGUUGGAGCUGGACUUAACGGAGACACUGAAGGACUUUGAUGGAUGACCGAGGAUGCAUUCAGGGACAGAUAUGCAGAGUUAGACCGGGAUUGGCUGUGAUGUGUUAUGCGGCUGCUUUUAAUGCAGGUAGACAGAUUAGCAUUCGUCACACGGUGCAUUAUUUACUGAAGUUGCCCCACUGGAGUGCCAAGGCUGGUGAGCCAACAACCUUGGAUAACGCUGUCAAGACGGUUGAGGGGAGGACUGACUUGUACACACUGAUGCAAAGCAACAAAGUACAUUUACACAAUUACUGUUCUCAAGUACAAAUUUGAAGUACGACACUUGAGUAUGUAGGUUGGGAACCACUGGACUAAACUACCUAACUGUAUGGUAAAACUAGCUCCACCAAUAAAAGUGAAUUCAUUUUGCUGAUAA
Molecule: messenger RNA, 6020 nt
Organism: Xiphias gladius (swordfish)
Lineage: Eukaryota; Metazoa; Chordata; Actinopteri; Istiophoriformes; Xiphiidae
Gene: kcnh6a
Product: potassium voltage-gated channel, subfamily H (eag-related), member 6a
Exons: 16
Coding region: 574-4200 (1208 amino acids)
Biological process (GO): regulation of ventricular cardiac muscle cell membrane repolarization; membrane repolarization during action potential; regulation of heart rate by cardiac conduction
Cellular component (GO): membrane
Molecular function (GO): inward rectifier potassium channel activity
Source: RefSeq, a predicted model, not a curated record